This is a messenger RNA of Nerophis lumbriciformis (worm pipefish), 1100 nucleotides long. RefSeq names its product AFG2 interacting ribosome maturation factor (gene airim). The record is from RefSeq and is a predicted model, not a curated record. Lineage: Eukaryota; Metazoa; Chordata; Actinopteri; Syngnathiformes; Syngnathidae. Gene Ontology annotation, cellular component: nucleus; cytoplasm.
GGUAAUGCACACCAGAAGGUUGCUUGCCAACCGCCAUUAAACAAAAGAAGAAGCAGUAGUUUCAAGUCCAGGAAACGAAGGCAUUUUGAAAUGUGAUGUCGAAACCGGCACUUUUAAGCCUCCAUCAAGUACUGAGGAGAAGCUUCCGUAGUCUGGAAAGCAGCCGACAAGUAUGGGCGAGCGUGCUGGCCGAGUGCGCCCCCCUGGUGUCGUCCCUGGAGAACUUGACCGAGCAGGCCAGGGCGCUUUCCCACGUCCACAUCUCCGACACGCCGCUAAAAGACAUCCCAGACCUGGAGGAGCUGCUGCGUUUCAAGCUGCUGCAAGCCAUGGACACGGUGUUGUGUCAACUCCACGAGAAGAUGGCUUCGCUCCAGUCGGUGAGAGACGCCAUCAGCAACCACGUUUCAACAGUGGUCCAACUGUACGAGCAGAACGCAGACAGUCUGGAUCUCGUCACCGUGACCCAGCGCUCGGCCGUCAUCCCGUCAGUCGCCGACAUGCUGGAGUGGCUGCAGGAUGCGGGACGCCACUAUCAACAGCAAUUCUUGAGAAGGAAGACUCUCCUGCACAUGCUCAGUACAGAUGACCUCUCCCUGCUGGAAUCUUCUACCAAAAGAUGGAAAGAGAUGGACGCUCCCAAUCAAGAGGAUCACAUCCAAGAUACACUCUGCAAAGUGUCCUUCUUUAUGGAGUCUGGCUAGGUGGGAGAGAAGGGAACAUGUGACGAUGGAAAGAACAUCAAGUAAACCGCACAUUUUUUAACCCAUAAAAACUGAUUUAUCACUUCUUUUUUUUUUGAUGGACAAAAUGUGCCAACACUAACUAUUGGGUACUUCACACAAAGCAACAGUUUCAGUCGGUUCAUGCUUUAACAAACCGUAUUUAUUUCAAAGUUUAUGCAAAGUUUAAGACAGGAAGUAGUCCUUGAAGAAGUCAUUCAAGCCAGAUAUGUAGGAAUAGAAAUAUUGGUGAUUGUGCUCUCCUCCUACACCAGGGGUCGGCAACCUUUACCAGUCAAGGAGCCAUUUUGCCCCAUUUCACAAAAUAAAGAAAACAAUGGGAGCCACAAAACUCUUUUGAAAUUUAAAAUGAAAUAA